AUGCGCGACAUUCGCUUGCUGAACGCGCAGACGCGAGUCUGGGCGCAGCCGGCUACGGCGCGCGGCAUCACGUUCAGCUCUUCAAAACAGCGCAACAUCAAGGGCCAGCUGCUGGUGCUCGACACCGCGUCCGUCUCGUACAGCGGCAUCAUGCCGCCUACGGUCACCUCCGUAGAGGACUGCGCGGCCGCCUGCGCGGCGCUGCCCGGCUGCAACGCGUACAACUGGUGCGGCCGCGCCGGCGGCUGCGGGGCGGGGUGCAAGGCGUACGUCAAGCGUCACCCGCCGCUGCAGGGGGACACUGAGGGCCUCGCCGAGCGCGACCGGCACCUCCCCAUGGUGGCAUUUGGGCCAUGGCGCCUGCCGAAUGACGGAGAUGGCUGCCAGGACGUCACCCCCUUCGGCGCCCCGGCGCCCGUGAGCACGGACGCGUGGGCCAGCGGCACCUGCUCCCUGAAGCGCGUGGCAGAUCCCGCAAAGCCGACAUACUACCCAGGCUCCGCGCCCGAGAUCGGGCGCGCCCUGUUCAUGCCUUGGGCGAACCGGACGCAGCGCGGCUGCGCGCUGUGCGGCAACAUCAACGAUGCCGCCCGCAGGAAGCAGUGA
Molecule: messenger RNA, 606 nt
Organism: Monoraphidium neglectum
Lineage: Eukaryota; Viridiplantae; Chlorophyta; Chlorophyceae; Sphaeropleales; Selenastraceae
Exons: 6
Coding region: 1-606 (201 amino acids)
Source: RefSeq, a predicted model, not a curated record